Messenger RNA from Nylanderia fulva, 2951 nucleotides. It is a transcript of the gene stau, whose product is annotated as double-stranded RNA-binding protein Staufen. NCBI's taxonomy places the organism in Eukaryota, Metazoa, Arthropoda, Insecta, Hymenoptera, Formicidae. The record is from RefSeq and is a predicted model, not a curated record. Gene Ontology annotation, cellular component: cytoplasmic stress granule; plasma membrane; neuron projection. Gene Ontology annotation, biological process: anterograde dendritic transport of messenger ribonucleoprotein complex; germ cell development; intracellular mRNA localization. Gene Ontology annotation, molecular function: mRNA binding; double-stranded RNA binding.
CUCACAUCAAAAUGGCCGCAUUUUAGUCUACAGAACACUUUUCUUUACUGUUUGCCAAUAGCCGUGCCGUGGGUGCCUGGCGGUGUUUCCCUUAACGUCGUGGCCGAUCUGUUUUGCCGAAAUUUCGCCGUAUCGUGGCUAGGGCGCAGCAAAUUUCCGUGAAAUAGAACGAACGUUAACCAGGAUUUUUCUGUGUAAUUUCAUAAGAUGUUACGCCACCAACAUCACGCAAUGCAGAAUCAGCUACGGGAUCAUAAUAGAAUGGCAGGACCGAUGCGGCCUAUGCAGCAGGCUAACAUGACCCAGUUACAUCAGCCGCAGCAUCUGCUGCCGCAUCGGAAUCCUCAUCAACCGAUACUGUCCAUGCCCCCCCAUCAACAGCAUAUGCAUCACAUGCAGCACCCUGGCCCGCCGCAUGGAAAUCCGAGGCAGCCGAUGUUGAUGGGCAUGAAUGCGCACAAUACAAAUAAUACCAUGGUUAGCGUUAGCAUGAAGGACCAAACAAACACAGUUUCUGUGACUCUUCAGAAUGUGCAACAACCUCAGUAUCAACAUCAACAGUCGCAACAACAGCAGCAAUCGAAUAACCAACAGAAUCAGUCUGUUCAACAGCCACCAUCGCAGCAGCAAGUGCAACAAUCGCAGCAGCAACAGUCACAACACAUGCAGCAGCAAUCGAAUAUAGAACAAUCAAAGGCGAUAAUAAACGAUACCAAUGGAGAGUCCAGAGACGACAAUUCGUCCAAUCAAAAUCAUGCAAACGCAACUAAUCCAGCCUUGGCAAACAUGAAAGAAAAAACACCCAUGUGCUUGUUGAAUGAGUUAGCGAGAUUCAAUAGGAUUCAACAUCAGUAUAGGUUGACCAACGAGCAGGGACCGGCGCACAAGAAGAGAUUCACGGUGACAUUGAAACUCGGCGAGGAGGAAUACGUCGCGGAAGGUCCCAGCAUAAAGAAGGCUCAACACAGCGCGGCAACCGAAGCCUUAACGAAGACGUGGUAUCGUCAACCUCCGCCUAAACCUACCAAGGCCAUGAGAAUCGGCCAUCUGGGCAAAUGCCCGACAGGUUCUGGACAUUUACCACCCACUGUUGAACUGAACGCUUUAGCGAUGAAACGGGGUGAACCAACCGUUUAUACGUUUCGACAAGCUCCACCAGCUACAAUGCAACAUCAGUUUAUGCCGCACAAUUUUAACAACUUUCAGCGAAUGUACAAUCCUAGAAUUGCGUAUAAUCGCGGAGUUCACACGGACAUUCAAGGAUUGUAUCUUGUUACGCUGAAGGUUGGUGAACGCGAAUUCAUGGGCAGAGGUCUGACAGGUCAAGCGGCACGACAUGAUGCAGCCAGCAGAGCUUUGGAACAACUGCGACAAUUACCCUUACCGGAAGAAAUUGCAAGCGUCAACAAUAGUAAUGAGAAUGGUACGCUGAAUGGUAUCGACGAUCCAAAUGCUGAGUUGAAGAGUCCGGUAUCACUUGUUCACGAGACUGCACUGAAACGUGGGUUGUCGGUCAGCUUCGAAGUUGUAUCCGAGAGUGGUAAACCUCACAUAAGGACCUUUAUGACGAAAUGCACCGUUGGCGAAAAAGUCACUGUGGGAGAAGGAUCUUCAAAAAAAGUGUCAAAGAAACGCGCUGCUGAGAUGAUGUUAGAUGAAUUGAAACGUCUUCCUCCUUUACCGGCUACAAUACAGAAUCGAACGAUGCGAGUAAAACGUAAACCACCAGCAACAAAAAAGAAAUCUCGUAAUUUAAUCAAGGUUUAUCAGGAGCCCCGUUCGGAGAGCGAAGCCUCGGAGGAAGUUAAUCCGGUCUCCCGGCUAGUUCAAAUUCAGCAGGCGAAACGUGAAAGAGAACCGGUGUACAAUUUGAUAGAUGAGAAAGGCGCGCCAAGGCGCAGAGAGUUCGUCAUGGAGGUAACGAUGGGUCAAAACUCCGCGCAGGGAAUUGGACCUAACAAGAAAUUGGCUAAGAGAGCCGCAGCUGAGGCUCUCUUAACGCAAUUAGGAUACAGCAAACCGUCUCCGCAACCCGCGAAACCAUCUAUAAAGACAGGAGAGAGCGAGAACACGGAAUCGAAACCCAGAAAAGUGACAUUUCUUGAAGACGAACAAGUAAACGAUACUCCUCACUCGGUAGGAGGUACCAUAGGCCGUCAACUAGUACCUGGUCUUUUACUGGUGGAUGGAGGUCAAGAAUCUAAAUUAGGAAAUGGACCCAGUGUACAAAUAGUUGCUGAAGAAUUACGCGGACAACAACAAAAUGCGGCUGGUGUCUCAGCUAAGGAUCAAUUACAUUAUUUAUCUCAAUUAUUUAAUUUUACCGUAGAAUUCAGCGAUUUUCCGAAGGGAGUCUCCAUAAACAGGGAAUAUUUAUCACUUGUGUCAUUAAGUACUGAUCCACCACAAGUUUGUCACGGAAAUGGGGCGACAAUAGCCGCGAGCCGCAAUCAGGCAGCGCUAAGGGCACUUCGCACCCUCAGUAAAUUGGGACUCGACAAUGCCUCGAACGCAGCACAAGUGAAGAAAGACAAAGGUGCGUCUGGUGAUGGAAUACACAUUAGCAUUCAAGUUAAAAAUAACAUGGAUGGAGCUAUUGAUAAGUAACCAAAUAGCUUAAGACUUAUAUAUGAUGUUGAGUUAUAUUUCUGCUUCUUUAAGACAUUGCAGAAGAAAAUUAACUAUCAUAUCGGUUAUAAAAUUUUCCACAAAAUUGUUUGAUAUUCCUCAUUUAUUGCUUCCAUCAUCAUUCUUCAUUAAUUUUCAUAUACAGAAAAUAUGUUGCUGCUUCAUGUCGAUUUUUAUCUAUUCUUGUGAGUUUUUUUUUAUAUUGAAUCUAUAUUACUCUGUAUAAUAAUUUGUAAUUGUAAAAACGCAUUUAUCUAUUGAUGCAAGAAAUUGGUUAAAAAUUUAAAGCACAUUGCAUGAUUUAUAUUUUAUUUUUAUUUUAU